AUCAUGAGGCCUUACCUUUCCUAUUAUAUUUAUGUGACGGCUUGCGGUUAGGAAGGUUUAUGUGGUGUCUCCACUCUGUCUCGUGCCGCUCCUCUCUUCUCUCCCUUUCUCCCCGUCCUCCCUCUCUCUCUUUUUCUCACUCACCGUCCCUCUUUCUCUCUCUCUACUUUUCUACAUACAUCUUCCUCCUGGGAACUGCGUCGAAUUGGAUUACGUCACUAAUUGGCAUUGUUGUUCGUAAUUACCGAUUGAGUCGCGUCAAAGUGAAACAGCACAUCAGAAACUUCAAAUCAGUGAGCGUGACUACGAACUGAGAGAGAGAGAUUGUCAUCUCUAGUGCUCUAAUUGUGCGCAUUGUCAGUGUAUUCUGUGAAUUUUCGGGGAAUUAGCGAAGUGUUCGGUGGAUGACAUCACACGUGUUGAGUAAAACUGAUAUAAGUAUACGCGCGGGUGCCGAGAAUCAUCCAAUGAAAAUGUAAAGACGCUGCUGAAUCGUGCUCCGAAUACCGACGUCAUCUGCCAGAAACGUGACCUUACCGCGCGCGCAUUUGGGUGGACACGUUUCGAUUCGGCCGGUAAGUGAUGUUGCACCGCCCCAAGCUCCGUGGAACACAUCCGUCCAUCUUUCUUUCUUGGUAUAAUGUGCGGCGUAACUUCGAUAGUAGGGUGGACAGAAGAACAAAACGGAUCUGGAGUAACUUGGCAUUUUGAACGAAGGUAUCACACCGAGGAAGACGAAGGACUCUGAUUAUUAUCUUCCACCACCACCUCGCAUACGCGUUAUACUCGUGUCUUUCUCUUUCUCUCUCUCUCUCUCUCUCUCUUUCUCUCUCUCCUUCUCUCUUUCUCUUUCACUCACACUCUCCACACGCUUAUUAAUGUUUCUGUAGUGCUCCAAUUUAUAAUUUUAUCCUCCUUCGGUAGUGAGACCAGUGUGAUAAAAAGUCAAAUGAUGUACAUGUGAUCCACAAUGAUGGUGGUAUGAUAUAUACAUAUAUAUAUAUAAAUAUAUAUACGUGUGCUUGUGUUGUCCAGCAGUGCGUGAGACGAGAAAAUUGAGUGAGAAAAAGAAAAUUUUACGGAGAAGUGCAAUCCCCCCCCCCUGAAGUGAUAAAUCUGUAUCUAUAUAAACACGUGUGCCAGAGAGAAGUGUGUCCGUACGAAGAGUACAAAGCAAAAUAAGUUUACGGUGGAAGAAGGACAGGGAAAAAUAAUCAUAAGUCGGCCGAGGACAACCAAAGGAAAACCAGUCAGCAGCAACGUCGAGAGGGUGACAUUAGCAGGUGGGACAGGCGGGAACAGUAGCAUGAGUUCGUAUUUCGCGAAUUCGUACAUCCCGGACCUGCGAAAUGGCGGGGUGGAACAUCCGCAUCAGCAUCAGCAGCACUACGGUGCGGCCGUACAGGUGCCUCAGCAGACACAAUCAGUUCAGCAGCAGUCUCAGCAAACCAGCGAUCCGUGCGAUCCGAGUUUGUUACGUCAAGGAGUCUCUACCCAUCAUUAUGGAACCACGGGAGGUCAACAGGACAUGCCUUAUCCGAGGUUUCCCCCGUACAACCGGAUCGACAUGCGGAACGCGGCUUAUUACCAGCAUCAACAGGAGCACGGGAGUAUGGACGGCAUGGCCGGUUACAGGUCGACGUCUCCGAGCACCGGUAUGGCUCACAUGGGACACACGUCAACCCCCAACGGACAUCCGUCCACGCCCAUCGUCUAUGCUAGUUGCAAGCUUCAAGCGGCCGCUGUCGAUCAUCAAGGUAGCGUCCUCGACGGGCCAGACAGUCCUCCACUCGUCGAGUCCCAGAUGCAUCACCAAAUGCACAGCCAGCACCCGCAUAUGCAGGCGCAGUCAUCGCAACAUCCGCAGCAGCAGUCGCAGCACCAACAUCUACAGGCGCAGCAGCAGCAUAUGAUGUACCAGCAGCAACAAUCUCAGACCACGUCGGGACAACAGGGACAAAGUGGUGGUAUGCACCCGCAACAACAGCAACAAGCUCAGCAGCAUCAGGGCGUUGUCGCGUCACCGCUCAGUCAACAGCAACAAGGCGCGUCCCAAGGUGCAGCGUCUGCAAAUAUACCGAGCCCAUUGUACCCCUGGAUGAGAAGUCAGUUUGAGAGGAAACGAGGUCGGCAAACGUACACGCGAUAUCAGACGCUAGAACUGGAAAAGGAGUUCCACUUCAACCGAUAUCUCACCAGGCGGCGACGUAUCGAGAUCGCUCACGCGCUAUGCCUGACAGAACGGCAGAUAAAGAUCUGGUUUCAAAAUAGACGGAUGAAGUGGAAGAAGGAGAACAAAACGAAAGGCGAGCCGGGCUCAGGUGAUGGCGACACAGAAAUCUCGCCGCAGACGUCGCCGCAGGGUUGAAAGAGCUCCGAGGAGUGGAACUUCUAAAGAGGUCUCAUCUCUCUCAGGGUCGUUAAUACCUUGUUUCCAGCACUACCUCUUCCCCCCACCUAAAACUCCAGUCCCCGUCGAUGACCUCCAAAUGACCCCUCAACAGCAAUGACGCUUAUUUUGUCGUGUUAAUCAUGUUGCUUGUACCAAAAAAAGAAGGAGAUAAGGAUGACGGCAGGAGGAAAUAGUGGAAGGAACCCGUAAGAGUGGCCGAUGACGAAUAAGACGGGCGAGAGAAGGGAAUUACGAAAGGGUGACGUGACGUGCGUAGAGGAGCAGGGAAGGGCAGCGAAACAAAGCGAAGAGCGCACAAAUCAGAGUCAGCGGAGGAUUUGCGGAGAUGUGCAUGACUUUAAUGUGGAUCAAGAUAAACGAAGAAACGGAAGAGAGAGCAAAACUGGAUCACAUGCUAAUCAGAACCGCAUUAACCUCUAUUACGUUUAAUCAAAUGUAAUUGUACUAAAGCCUAUAUAGAGAUAUGGAUUAAAAAAAAAAAAGAUGUACGUAGUUUAAUGCGAAAUCGCGAGAUCGAUGGCAGUAAUCCAAGUAGAAACGCAUGUUGAGAAUACGUGGUAUUCGGAGUGAUAGAUGUAAAAGAGCUAAGUCCGUUGAGAGAGAAUGAAAAUAUGUGCGUGAACCCAUUGUGCGUGAUAGAGAGAAGAAGAAGAUGAUGAUGAAGAAGAAGAACCGCGUUGAAAUCUUAGGAGAGCAUUUUAUUAUUUAUUCUCUUACGCCGUACUUUGUAGAGCCGGUAGGACGGUUAGUAGAUUAGGCAGUACGAAGAUGUCCGUCGCGUCUCUAUUUAGCGGUAGAGAUAAGCGGUUUAGUGUUCUUAGAGGAACUCGUUUAGAUAGAUCUUUCUCUAGUACCGCGGUGGCUCCAACAAGGAAUAUUUAACAUUCGUGCCAAGUAUGAUUUUCCGAACGCGUUUCUCGUAUUUUAAUAAAAAAAUAUCUGAGAGAGGGUCCGAGCAACGCCAGGAUAUAGCCGUGAUACGAAGAGAAACAAAUGGAAUCGAACAAAAAAAAAAGAGAAAAGUAUAGACAGAGAGAGAGAGAGAGAGAGAAACACAGUGCGGAGGAAGAAGAGGAGAAUCACACACGGGAGUUCAUACGUCUAACCCUGAUAACCCAAGUGAAACAAGUGCGUGCAAAAUCAAUUCCAUUGAAAUUCAGUGAUUUCUCGGGUGUGUCAAUCUGAACGAUCACGAAUGGAUGUUUCGAAUAUUGUAAUACGGAUCGGCGGCGGCAUGACCGUGGGACGGGAUAGAUUAGUGCUGAAUGAUGAAAGUGAGUUUGAGGAAACCGCGCCCUUCGGCGGAGCAGAGAGUCAAGCCGACUUGGCAUUUCUUCAUCGGCGUCAUCGCAAGGUUAGUCUUAUUGAAUGAACAUUGCUAGCGAUACACACAAUUAUCGGUUACGUUAGAUACGCAAAUAUCUCCCGUUGGAUCGUUCGCAUAACUGAUAAGAACAGUUAGCCCCCCUCCCCCGCGUUUUCGACGUAACAAAGACACACACACACACACACACUUCUGUCUCUCUCUCUCUCUCUCUGUGUGUAUGUGUGUGCGCGCGUGUGUGUACUUUAUUACGCGAGUUUUACUUUACACACAACGCACCAACUUGGAGAAAAUGCUUUCGCUACUUGUUUUUAUCACGUGCGCCGAAGAAACGUCUGUUUACGUUUGCUGACCGAUAAUUGAGAUGAUUUGCUCGUAUCAUGCACAUUGCUCAAUAUGACGGGUACGAUAACGAUGUACAUAGGCAGUCCUCUUUUAAUGAAAACGUGUCUGUUCGGGGGAGAAUGAGAAAAAGGAAAAGAGAUAUUUGAAUGUUCAACUUACGCGGCGUAUGUUUAUCGUAUAUUCUCGAACGAAUGUAGAGAACGUUUUAUUUGAUCCGGACGCGAUAUCUUUUUGUCAUUAACUAUUAUUGUAAGUAGCCGAAAAUCAAGCGACUUGUGCUUAUAAAUUUAUAUAUUUAAUUUUAGAAGUUUGCGAAAAAGGUCAAUUCGACGUUAAGGGUGUAUAAAUGUAAUAACGCGAUGUAUAAUAUCUUUUACGAUGACGGACACGUCGCUGAGUGAUCUCGAUUUAUUUCCUUUUACGCUGCUUCGAAAGCGGAAGACAUGCGGGGUAGCGGUAAACUCAUAUUCGUUUGCAAAGAGAGACUAUCCUUUUCUGUAAAUAUUUCAUGAGGAAAAGAGAGAGGAGCCGGGAAAGAAGGAAAGAAAGGGAGGAAAAAGUCAAGACGGGAAAGACACGAAUCUGUCCUCUGCACAUUUAGUAGUGAUCGAAAAUUUAACUCUUGCUCCGCGCGACGUGACGCCAAGUUACCAAGUGUUGUAAUACGUAGUAUAUUUUCGGAAUAGGAUGCUUUCAGCAUGAGACCGCUUGGCACCUUGAUAACGACUCGCAACUAAGUUCAAUUGUAAGCGAUUCCCCGUUUACGAUCACGGAGAGUAUCACACGAGAUACGCGUCAUUAUUAUUACUAUUAUUGUUCCAAAUUCGCCACAUCGUCUUACUUGAGUUCGCCGUUGUGUCGUUUUCUUUCUUCGUUUGCGCAUAGCAACUUGUGACGUAGAAUUUCCCCAUCCCAUUCGUUUUCCCGACUGUUCUUCCAAUACAUCGCGAUAUAUCUCCCUCCCCCCUCCCCGUUCCCCCUGCUCAGCCGCUUCGCGGGUGAUAAAGGAAGGCACAAAUUAAGAAACCGAGGGAGAACGUUUAAUGACGGACAGCUCGAGAACACGAGAACGAUCGCGCGCCGGCAAUUAUCACCGGCGCGUAUCGGCUGCGAUCUCGCGUUCGCGCGCGAUAUGUCUGCAUGCGUGGUUUCGCCAGCUCGUGUGAGAUUCUCUCUCUCUCUCUCUCUCUCUCCUCUUCUUCUUCCGCUCUGAACGCUCGUUGUCCGAGAAAGAUCAAACUUCAUUCGUCUUCUUCGUGUUCCUUCUCACCGCGAAAACCGCGAUUACGGACGCGGAGAUACGAUAUCGCUCUCAUGAUCGCGACCGUUUUUGUUUCUGCUGCUUAUCCAUCACCGGGGAGAGGCGGUUUAUUAAGCGUGGCAAGCGGUAUCAGAGCGCGCUCGUCGAGCAACUUCGUCAAUGGACACCUGGUUCGAUCGAUUCGAUAAUGCGCCGUAAAUCGGUAGAUCCGGAGAACUCGGGCGGGCGAAAACGUGCCCCGGUAUACUCUCUCCGCCGCGGCGAAUUCUGUGCUGUGUUGUAAACUUAGAUUCGACAUAAUUAUUUAGUUUGUACCUUGUAUACACAACAAUUUGACGGUAUACGCGCGUAUACACGUAAUAAGCGACGUUAAGACUACCAGUACUCUCGAAGAUUGCGUAGUAGUCGUCGGCGUACGGUCGAAGUCGAUGUCUGGCCGCGGGUAGCCGCAUUUCUAAAAUCCGCUGUUGCACGGGAAUCCGCUCUUCACCGUUUUCGCAUUGUGGCAAAAGAAUGGAAAAGGGGCGAAGGGAGCGGCGACACGACCCUGUAAACCCUGUAAUCGAUAUACGUAACACAUGGUCCGGCUCGCACUCGCGCGUUGAUCGAGCAACCGACCAGCCUUUCCUUUUUCGAGAGAUUUAUUUAUGCAAAAGAUCCUUUGUCUUUGAGGAACAACGAACUAAAAGCGGGAAGCCUCGGCGGUCGCUCACUGUCGCCCACGUUUCACAACGGCAUUCGGAAAUUGCAGAACUGACUAAUUGCCGGUUUCGUAAAAGAAAAAGAAAGAAGACAUUUUUCUGUCACACGGCUUCGUUUUGUGAUUCCUCGUCUAAUUUUAACCUGCAAAUUAUUCAAUCGCGAACUCUUUCAUCGUGAUUGCCCGACGAACUGUUUCUGUGGACGCGUGAUGCGUAACCUUGCACGUUUGAAAUGGAUUUUUCGGUGUUUCACUGUAAAUAAACCAUGUGUGGAUUAACUUCGAUUACGUCAAUCGGUGAUACGAUUUGUGUGUGAGUCGAAUAACAGCCGGUAUUGAAACGCAAAGAGGAGGAUAUAUAUAUAUAUCGCUCAUGGCCAUCUUAUCAUAUUGUGUUACGACAUUGUGACCAAUGUUCUGGGCAAGUGUUUAAUUUCACGAAAAGACUUUGUUUCGAGGUAAAUAGAAGCGGAAAGUGAUUCAUUCAUAAACGCUCGAAAUAUUUAUCAAGAUGAUGCGCUCUGAAGAAAAGUUUAAAUUUCAGAUAUAAUAGUCCCGAAUUUGAUUAAUACGCUUCCGACUUGGUCAUGAUACGUCGAAGAAGUUGUAUAUUUCAAGAAGAGAAUAUACAUUGUUGAAUGAUACAAUGGUCCUCCCCGUGCAAACCGCAGCCAUCGUGAGCGAUCGCCGUGAACACGCGAACAUAAUGAAAGCAAAAUAAAAUUUUGUAUCCAUUGGAUAACGAAUUAUAUUAUUGUAGACAUAAAAAUACAUAUGAACGCGCGAAAUGGAAAUUCAUAGUAUUAACUGGAAGAAACAAAAUGUAAAUUAUAUAUUUUAUCUCUACUCGUAUAUAUACGCGUAAAAUUACAGAAUAUACGUAAAUUAAACCAAGUACUGUUAGUGUAUGCAAAGGUAGAAUUAAAAAAAAAAAGCUGAACGUAAAUGCAACAGCGCCUAUGUACGAAGUAUGUCACUAAGAUAACUCGUAAUCGAUAAACGUAACAUCUAAAGUCUAAUUCAUUAAAAGUUAAGGUUAAUAAUGUUUAGGAAAACGGGCAUGUCAGUCGCAAUGGGCAGGGGCGGCGGUCGUGAGACGGUAAUUAGAGAUUUUCGCCCAAAUAAAAGAGAAAGAAAAGUAAGAGGGAAAAGGGAGAAGCCGUAUCCGCCAUUUAACGUACACAUAUGGGAGGUGCGCAAUUCAAAUUUUAUUUAUUAUUGUCCACGGUAUGCGGGAGAAUGACGGCACUUGCAGAAUUGUACAUAACUCCGAUCUUUCUAACUAGGUUACGCGCGAAAAACUCUACGAGAUAAGUAGAACAAAGAAACGAAGAAAUAUAAGAAAUAAUGCUUGUCAACGAACGAGUAGCUUUCAGACCGUAAUAUUAUUUAGCCCGAUACUAUUUAUUGAUACUAUGUUAUAUAUAUAUAAACGCAA
Dinoponera quadriceps is the source of this 7481-nucleotide messenger RNA. It is a transcript of the gene Antp, whose product is annotated as homeotic protein antennapedia-like. Gene Ontology annotation, molecular function: DNA-binding transcription factor activity, RNA polymerase II-specific; RNA polymerase II cis-regulatory region sequence-specific DNA binding. The record is from RefSeq and is a predicted model, not a curated record. Bases 1307 to 2368 code for a protein of 353 amino acids. Gene Ontology annotation, biological process: anterior/posterior pattern specification; negative regulation of transcription by RNA polymerase II. Gene Ontology annotation, cellular component: nucleus. The transcript is spliced from 4 exons. Lineage: Eukaryota; Metazoa; Arthropoda; Insecta; Hymenoptera; Formicidae.